AUGGCCUCCCCUCAGAAACAACUCAUCCACUCCGUUGUCCCACUCCACGUGGGACAAUUCAUGUUCGUACGCAUAGCAACCAAUGACGGCGUGGUGGGCUUCGGCGAGUGUGGCAUCUGGGGCCAUGUCGAAGCCUCUGCAACCGUGGUCACUCGCUUCGCCGAGUAUCUCGUCGGAAAGCCAGCUUCGUGCAUUGAGCAUCACUGGAACGUGAUGCACCGCUUCAGCUAUUUCCAGGGCCUCGCCAUCAACGCGGCCAUCUCUGGAAUUGACAUUGCCCUCUGGGAUAUCAAGGGCAAGACGCUCGGCGUGCCCAUCUAUGAGCUCAUCGGGGGCGCAUGCCGGACCAAGGCUCGCGUGUACGGCCACAUCUACGAGAAGACAAUCGAGGGUGUUCUGAAGGAGUGCAAGCGCAAGAUGGACCUGGGUUAUACCGCCUUCGGACACAUCAACCCCUUCCUGGACGAAGGCAACGAUCAGGUGUACUUCAAGACCCACGUCGCCAAGAUGAAUAAUGCCAUCGACAACGUCAGGAGGAUGCGCGAGGUUGUCGGGGACAAGGUCGACCUGCUUAUCGAGCUUCACCGGCGCCUCACCCCUGCCGAAGCAGUCACCUUCUCCAACGCCAUCGCCGAGUACCGCCCCAUGUUUGUGGAGGACCCUAUCCGGCCAGAAAACGCAGAUGCGAUGGCGCGGGUGGCAGACGCCAUCUCCGUCCCGGUGGCCACCGGCGAGCGCUUCUGCACGAUAUACGAAUUCCAAGCUCUCUUUGCCAGAAACGCUGUCGAGUAUGCUCGAGUCGACGUGGCGGUCUGCGGAGGAAUCACGGGCGCCAAGAAGGUAGCUGCCAUGGCCGAGGCUCACCACAUCCAGGUGGUGCCGCACAACCCCCUGUCGCCCAUCGGCCUCGCUGCCUGUCUUCAGCUCGCCGCCGCGAUCCCAAACUUUGCCAUCCAGGAGUUUGCGACCGGUUUCGAGGCGGGAGUCUUCACAUCUACGACUUCGCACUUGGGGGCCGACGUUGUGGACCAUGUGCCCGACAUGGUUGACGGCUUCGUAGAGAUCCCUGAUGGCCCCGGACUGGGUGUCAAUCUCGUGGACAAUGCGCAGACCAUUCGACCUGCAUUGGUUCAGCCAAUCACCAUGCGGCCUCAUAAAGAUGGGUUCGUUGUCGAUCAAUAG
Messenger RNA from Fusarium vanettenii 77-13-4, 1182 nucleotides. RefSeq lists its product as uncharacterized. Bases 1 to 1182 code for a protein of 393 amino acids. NCBI's taxonomy places the organism in Eukaryota, Fungi, Ascomycota, Sordariomycetes, Hypocreales, Nectriaceae. The transcript has a single exon. Gene Ontology annotation, biological process: amino acid catabolic process. The record is from RefSeq and is a predicted model, not a curated record.